UAGUCGGAGUUCCUACUCUAAACUGUCCCAGGACCGCGAGCUGAGACCCCCUCCGUAUUUAUUUAAAGCUCUUGGGAUUUCAUUCUCAGGGAUGGCAGCGUCUAUUCUGGAGGACGAUGCUCGCUACGGCUCCAGUCCCCUGGCAAUGCUGACAGCCACCUGUAACAAGUUCGGCAGCACCAGUCCGGUCAGGGACUCUGCCACACCUGGCAAGACGGGUAACGCCGCACCAGGAAAGAAGCCCUACAGCCUGAUUUCGGACCUCCAGGCCCCUAAGGGUGGGAGGGUUGGCGACGGCCUGCCGGAUUCCUACACUGGUUCCUUCAAUGCAGGCGGUGGGCUCCUGACUCCCUCCGGCAGCCCUCCGCAGCCAGCCGGGGGCUACAGCUCUGAGUACAUCCCCUUCUCCCACUCCUUCCAGACCAACUCGGGCUCCCAGGAUCCGUCUUUGCUGGCGUCCAAGGCCCACGCCACUGCCGACUGCCUGACCAGUGUCUACACCUCACUGGACAUGCCGCAUCCUUAUGGCUCCUGGUACAAGGCCGGCAUCCAUCCCGGCAUCACGGCAGCGCCCGCCAACGCCACCUCCUCCUGGUGGGAUGUACACCCAAACUCAGGCUGGCUGAGCGCUGCCCAGAGCCAACCUGACGGCCUCCAGGGCUCCCUGCAGCCGGUGACCCCCCAGGCCUCCCUCAGCCCCCAGCUGCCCAGCUACAGCUCUGAUUUCGCACCCCUUAACCCUGCUCCCUACCCCGGCGUUGGACUCAGCUCCUCCUCCCACCUGCUCCAGUCCUCCCAACACGUGCUGCCGCAGGACAUGUAUAAGCCCAAGCCGGUUCCCGGUACGGGAAUCAUGGAGACUCCUGUGGGGCUGAAGCCGGCACGUGGGUCCGGAUCGGGAAGUUAUGGAGGGGGCAGCACCCCGGGCCGCUCCUCCUGCGACUGCCCCAACUGCCAGGAGCUGGAGCGCCUGGGAGCCUCAGCGGCCUCCCUCCGCAAGAAACCCGUGCACAGCUGCCACAUCCCCGGCUGCGGCAAGGUGUACGGCAAGGCCUCGCACCUGAAGGCCCACCUGCGCUGGCACACGGGCGAGCGGCCCUUCGUCUGCAACUGGCUCUUCUGCGGCAAGCGCUUCACGCGCUCCGAUGAGCUGGAGCGCCACGUGCGCACGCACACGCGCGAGAAGAAGUUCACCUGCCCGCUGUGCAGCAAGCGCUUCACGCGCAGCGACCACCUCAGCAAGCACCAGAAGACGCACGCCGAGGCCCCCCUGCAGGGUAAGGUGGCCGGCGAGGGCGAUCCUAACCCCAGGGGCGAAGAGACUGUAGACUCCGCCCCAACCGCGUCCGCCAAUGUCGUCCCGGACACAGUCAACACCGGGGAGGAGAAGCCAGGCAAUGGCGUGGAAACAGCCAGCAGUCUCCUGGAGAUCUAAGCGGCUGCUGUGGAUCGCCGCACGAAUAUUGGUGCUUAUUUCAGGUUCCCCAGUGCCCCACAGUAAAGGAGCUGCCUGCUUUAAUCUUUUAAUCGCAGAAAGUCAUAUUGUUGUUUUAAUUGCAGAUCUAUGAGGCUCUUUGCGGAAUGAAACUGACUGCAGAGCCCCGGCCGAUGGACUUGAGAGUGGCGGCUCUGAUGUCUAGCACACGCACACGCGGACACACACCACUGGGUCAAAUGUACAUCGAGACGGUCGACAGAAAAUGCCAGAAUAGCUUGUCGUCGGUCAGGGAGGCGGCCUCUCUGUAAUGGUGCUGCCUCCUGUGGAUGACAAGUGAAAAGCAGUCAAAGGAGGCGUGUACCGGUCCCCACCCCCUGUUAGAGUGAUAUUUGUUUUUACCUUGGCCAAAAAAGGUGGCAAAUGGCCAUUCCUGAUUGGGUGAAAGCUAAGACCAAUUUUUUAAAAGGAAAAAAAACAGAGGUAAUUGCUAUCACAAGACUCAUUAAAGUCAACCCAAACCCUAAGACCAACUCCAGACUUAUGGUUCUGGUUAGAAUCCAACACAUCCAUGGAAAUGUUGUGGAAAAAUGCCAGCUUGCCUUUAUAGCAACACUGCUGCACUCAUCAGUUCUUAAUUUAACCGCGGCACAACGACACCCUAACGAGAAACCAUGACUGGGGUCAAACAGAUUUGCCGAUUAGAUUCUCUGGGUCGUUCAGUGUCGUUUGCUGUGUUCUUUGUGUGUUUGCCUGUUCUGUUGGCAAGCUUCCCUCUUGUGUUUUAUUUAAUUGAUUCUUCACUCACGUCUCUUAUUUAUAUCUUAACUUAUGAGCAGAUUCUACCUGCAUACAAGAGAAUAAAUUCUGACGUCUUACAGGUAUUGUUUAAUUUAAUGGCAUGUUUGAUGGUACCUGGCCAUAGAUUAAACUUAGUAAAUGAAGAUUGUUCUAUUAUUUAUUGAAUUGUCUUAGUUAAUAAAACAGAAUGCAGGUGCUUUGGUUUUAGGUUUUUAUUUAUGUAUCUCGAUGAUUAGCUCUGUCUCGUGGCUGUUUAAUUUUAAAAUCGUGACUUUAUUUUACUCGCAUAGUUGAAAUAGUCGCUUUUCUAUUUUGAUUGCUUUUCCCAUAUUUAAUUUUUAUUUUAUUUAACCUCUCAAAAAGUGUACAUAUUCUUCUUCUUUGCUUUUAUAUGUUACCUUUCUAGAUGUAUUUAUUUCUUUUCUCACAAUAUUCUAACAAACCGAAAUGUGUGAAGUUUUAUUAUGAUCUUUUUUUAUUAUUAUUAUCGUCAUUAUUAAUAUUUUUAUUGAAUGACGGCCAUUUGCAUACCACACAGCUUAUCUAUUAUGAAAAAUCAUAUUCCAAAUAUUUUAAAUACGAAAUAAUAUAAAACUAUCACUACUAUUAGUAGCAGUAGUAAUUAUUAUUGUAGGUCACAGGAUUUGGCUAAGCUGUAAGGUGCUAAAGGUGCUAAUUAUUCUUUCUAUUCAAAUACAUACAUCUGAAUAUGUUUACUUAAAAUGUAAUGUUUAAAUUUUAUCGAAUGGUGCUUUUGUGCUUAUGAAGUACGUACAAAAAUUAUUCAAUAUGUAAAUAUACGUUAUAUGAUUAAAAAACCCUAAAAUGUUUUCCGCAUCAAUACUAAGGAGUACCCAGAAAAUGGUCUUUGUUUUUUUUUACGUUUUUUUUUAAUUCCUUACAUUAUUGUUUGAAAGUUUAAAAACAUGUGAUCUGUAAAUAGCGGUUGCUACUUUCAGCUAGGUGAUGUUGCCGCAGGGAAAUGGAACCUUUUUAUGUUUAAUUGUUGUUGUCGUAAUCCAGCGUGUGACCCUGUGUGUCGCACGGACGCUUUCUGUGGAGGUGCUGCGCCUCUUCACUGUAACUGAUCUGUUUGUUAAAGAAAAACACAACUUGACAGGAAGCAAUUCUUUAUUCACUUGGGAAAAAGCACAAAUAA
Brienomyrus brachyistius is the source of this 3395-nucleotide messenger RNA. RefSeq names its product Sp7 transcription factor (gene sp7). The record is from RefSeq and is a predicted model, not a curated record. Lineage: Eukaryota; Metazoa; Chordata; Actinopteri; Osteoglossiformes; Mormyridae. The coding region runs from base 92 to 1435 and encodes 447 amino acids. The transcript is spliced from 2 exons. Gene Ontology annotation, biological process: regulation of transcription by RNA polymerase II. Gene Ontology annotation, molecular function: RNA polymerase II cis-regulatory region sequence-specific DNA binding; DNA-binding transcription factor activity, RNA polymerase II-specific.